Molecule: messenger RNA, 7113 nt
Organism: Coregonus sp. 'balchen'
Lineage: Eukaryota; Metazoa; Chordata; Actinopteri; Salmoniformes; Salmonidae
Source: the annotation of a GenBank genome assembly
AUGGAUGAAAAGCCUGGGUCAUCAAGUGCUGUGGCAGCAGACAGGUGAGGAACUGCACUUUUUGAUUUAGUUGGUUUGAAUUUAUACAGAUUUUAUGACUGGGUUCGUCUUGUACCUUUUAGUCUUAACUCCACUGAUUAUUCAUGCAAUAGGUUUGUUUGAGUCUAGUACAACAUUUUUAUUGUAGCUGUCCUGUCUGUACCACAGCUCUGUCGAUGUGAUGGCGGAGGCAAAGAAGCUUAUCGGUGCUGGGAACAGGCACCUGGUGAUGGGGGAUGUCGUUUCUGCAGUCCACGUGUUCCAGGAGGCUUGUGGCAUACUGUGAGUACUGAGAACAAAUGGCUUGGAUCCAGGGCAGUCACCAAAGUUUCAUAACAUUCAGGGCUCAGUCCUGAAGACGAGGGGUUUGUGGGUCUGAGGGAAAAAAGGGCAUUUUCAAAAAAAUAAUUUCAUUUUACAUUUUAGUCAUUUAGCAGACGCUCUUAUCCAGAGCGACUUACAGUUAGUGAAUGCAUAUCUUUUUAUACUGGCCCCCCGUGGGAAUCGAACCCACAACCCUGGCGUUGCAAACGGCAUGCUCUAUCAACUGAGCUACAUCCCUGCCGGCCAUUCCCUCCCCUACCCUGGACGACGCUGGGCCAAUUGUGCGCCGCCCAUGAGUCUCCCGGUCGCGGCCGGCUACUUCAUUUUUACUCUGACAUUUACAUACUGAGAUCAAUAAAACAAAUGACCCAUGUCUUAAAUGCAGCCAAUAGCAUAGGCCAAUGAGAAGAGUGGAUACACAGAUCUUAGGCCUAUUCAAACAGAUUCUUCCCGCAAUUGUAUUUUGAAAUAUUGCCAAAUAGUUUCUAGCCGCUGCCUGCUGUUCGUUGACAGCCACAACUCAACAAUCAGCUGUUUUAUAUUUGCCACGCAGGCCAGGCGGCCCAUUUGUGAUUCUUGACUGUAGACUAGGCCUAUGUGCUCAUAAUGUGACAAAACACAAUCUACAGCAUUUAAAUACAAAAAUAAGCUAUUGAUUCUCUGUGGCUCUUAUGCUGGUGUAGUAUUUUCAAUGAUUUCAUUUCUUUAUAGAGACAGGAGUAGCCUAAAUUAUAUAAUUUUUUAAAUAAAAUAAUCUAUCAGCAAGUAGCCUAACCUACAAUUACGAAAAUAAAUUCAAUAAGUUAAUGAAGCCAAUAAUGGUUCCAGCUAUAUUGUUAUUGAAACGAUGUAGGCCUUUUUGAACAAUGCAAAAAUGUCAAAUGACUUGAGGGCUAUGGGAAAAGUGUACAAAUGUGUAUUUGCAUCAGUAGGCUGACUGACUGAAAUGCAUCAGAAAAGUAUCAAAGUUCAGGAAAAGAUCAGGGAAGCUCAUCAUGUAGGCUAUAGGCCUUGUGUGUGUGUGUGUGUGUGUGGAGAAUGUAUGCAUUGCUUUCAAUUGCUAGAAUGAUCAUGAGCACUCACCUCAACUUAUCUAAUAUUUCCCAGCCUAAUUCUAACCAAAUAUCGAAACGGAGAUUCAGUGAAAUCCAAAAUGUGACAUUGAUUUAUCAAGAUGGAGUUCCCAUGCUUGUCUCAAAGCAGCGCAAUGACGCUGUCCCAAUGAAAACGGUGCUGGAAUUAUCAGUUGACCACACAUGGCAAUUGCUUUACGUUUAUUAUAACCAGUGGUGUAGUGGUAUUAUUAUUAUUUUCUUUGCCUACCAGAGCACUAUUAUUAUUAUUAAGCCAUCAUUCUGAAUGAAAGUUGGUACCAUCUUCUAUAAAAUCAUUUUAGAAUAUAGGCUACAUCAUCCAAGUUGCAUGAUUGCUUAUGCCUACACAUACUGUAAGUGGCUAAUGGAAAUGUUAUAUUUAAAUCCUAAAACACCAAAUUAGACCUACAUUAUUAUAAAUGAGGCCAUCACUGUCAGUCGUGAAUGAUAAUUCUUCAUGUUGUACAGGUGAAACGUCCAUGCUGCAUGCAUGCCAAUCAUUUGAUCCCAAUCAGUUUCAUGGGAAUAUGCAUUUCGAUCUUCUUGGAUGAUGUAAGUAAGGGUAGCUAACCAGCCAAACUAAUCCACUUUUAGAGCAGAUGAAGUUAAACACAGCCACCGCAUGAGAAAGAAAAUGCAACAUUUCAGCACAAUCAUCCUAAAUAAGAAAUUACAUGGUGUUUUUGGUAUAACUGUAGCCUGACAUGAUCAUGCUAUUAUAUUCGGGUUGUUGUGUAGAAUGCUAAUUCAGCUCCAUUCUGAGACGUGGCAGAGCAUCGCUCCGCUCUGCACCGGCAGCACUACAACCCUGUCUAUAAUGGUUGGAUGACUUCGGGAGUUUCGCGUAACCACAGCUCUAUGAACUAAGUGGGGCAUUCAGUUGACUACAAAAAUUUUUUACACCAUUGCAGCAGCACAAAAGAUUUGGGGCUGACCCAAAAUCAUUCGGGGCUAAAGCCCUCGACAACCAGGUCCUGGUGAUGUCCAUGCUUGGAUUGACUGUGGAUUUGUAAUGUUAUGAGGGUCAUGUAUUGAUUGUGGAUUUCUGAUGUUACAAGGAUCAUUUUAAUGAAUGUAAUUCAUUUGUUCUUUACCUGACCUCAACCAGUACUGCUAAUCUGACAUCGCUUGUCCUUCAGGGCUGAGCGGUAUGGGGACACUGCAGAUGAGUGUGGAGAGGCCUUCUUCCUGUGUGGGAAGUCUCUACUGGAGCUUGCCAGGUAAGUAGAAGUGUGAUACUGUUACUGUUUGCGUCUUUUGACACAUUCUGUACCUGUGUUCAGUUUGCAGUUAAACUUUAGAAUAAUUGCUUUUAUAAUUGUAUGGUCAUUUAGCAGACCUUUAUCCAAAGUGACUGGAAGAACUGUUGAGAAUGAGUGACUUGUGUAUUCAGUAUACAUGGGGUAUGUAUGUGGGAAUCAAACCCACAACCCUGCUGCUGCCAGCACCAAGCUCUGAGUUAUGAAUAUUUGAGUGGUGUUUCAGGGUGGAGAACACUGUCCUUGGUAAUGCUCUUGAGGGAGUCCCUGAGGAGUCCUCUGAGGAGGGAGGGGAGGGAGAGAAGCCGGACAGCUCAAAGUUUGAGAGUGCCGACAACUUGGACGGUGAGUAGUAGCCCAUCUUAACCUGACCACCACUGUUUAUGGCUGUUUGUCACUUAACUCCUAGCUAGCUAGUACAAUUGACUUGUGCUGGAGCAAAAACUAACAAUUGUUUAUUUUUUCAUUGGCGUUUAGUAGUAGGUGUAUUCAAUAUGAUAUCAAGAAAUGACAAGCCCCCUGUCAAUGGGCUUCUCUGACAGGGGAAGCGGGAAUGACACGUUCAUCCCCGUCAGCUCUGUUCAGUGAGGAUAAAGGCUGGUUCAUGCUAUGGUCACAGAUUGAGAAUUUAUUUUGACAUACUCUUUUUAUAGCAUAUUGUGGAGAACAAUAUAACUCAAGUUUUCAUGCCCCAUGUAUCUCUGGUGUAGACAAAACAAGGGACGAGCUUCGAAUGCAGGUUUAUGAUGCGAUGGCAGAGAAAAAAACGACUAAUGGAGAGGACGGCAAAGCUGAGCCAAAUGAGAAAGGGAAGAGUGAAUCUGAGGCAGUGGCAGAGGGGAAGAAGGAAACCAUGGCAAAGGAAGAGGGUGCUGCCAAAUCUCUUGCCAAGAAUGGGCAUGAUGAGAAGUCUGAGCCUCCUGUGAAUGGGGUGGAGGAGGCUCCUUUUGCUCCUGAAGAUGAAGCUAGAAAAGAUAAGGAAGCUGGGAAAGAGGAAGCUGUAAAGGAGAUUGGCGUGAAGACUUCUGAAGAGCAGAAUGGAGAGGAGGCUGCGGAGGAGAAGAUGGAGGAAGAGGGUGAAGGUCAACUUAUGUCCUGUGUAGGAAUCUGUUUGGGUGCACCACGUGGAUUGGGACUGAAGGACCAUAAGAAUGGACGUCACACAAAUGGUGGUUGAACCUGCAGUAGGGCUGUAAAGGGAUUGCAACUGAAGUCUCAUUUCUCUUGCUAAUGGAAGUUUAAGCUGCACUGUUGGGAACUGCCACUGUCACAUUAUUACUAAAGGCACAAGCUUUUCCUCUCCCACUUGUCUUUCCUAGUGAACUAUCACUCUCUGGUUAUAUACAGUUAGUCUUUGGUUAUCCUGAUGUGUAGGACUGCUGCAGCCUAGGCUUACUGAAUUAUCUUGGCCUCCACUCUUAGAUGAUGAUGAUGAUGACGACGAUGAAGGGGAAGGCACUGCUGAAGACAAAGUAAGUUAUCCUUUUUUUUUUUUUUUUAUGUCCCUUUGUCACAUUGAACUUAUUUCGUAUGAAAAUAUUACUUGAACUUCUAACCUUGUUUGCAUCUUCCCAUCUCUUGUAGGAGAGUGAAGAUGAGGAAGUGGGGAACCUGCAACUGGCUUGGGAGAUGCUGGAGGUUGCCAAGGUCAUCUACAAAAGGUAAACACUGCCUCUUAGUUCUCCCUGUAGAACGCUACCAUCACAAACUUUGUUUUGGGUAUACAUGAUUCCAAUGGACUACCUUUCACCUGUUUCCCUCUCCUUAUCCAAACAGAAAGGAGAACCAGGAGGACCAGUUGAUGGCUGCUCAGGCCUAUCUGAAGUUGGGAGAAGUUGGAGCAGAAUCUGGUAUGAUCUCCAUGUACUGUUUCUUGCAAAAUGUUUUGCUACGGCUUGCCCUACUGAACACACAUAGUUAUGUUGACUUUAUACUCCAUCCCAUUUCUGAUCACCUUCCCCCUCCCUCAGGUGUUAGACCCUUGCACCACACACUACAGAUGGUUGUAGUUGUGUUCACUUCAUAUUCAUGUGGCCUUCCCUCUUCUAGGUAACUACCCUGCAGCUGUGGAGGACUUCCAGGACUGCCUGUCCCUGCAGCUGAAGCACUUGCCCCCCCACAGCCGCCUGCUGGCCGAGACCCACUACCAGCUGGGCAUGACCUACUGCUACACAGGCCAGUACAGCCAGGCCAUCCAGCACUACAGCAGCUCUGUCAAAGUCAUCGAGAGCCGCCUGGGUAAGGUGGAUAAAUAUAAUGAUAUGUGCCACAUAUCUAUGCAUUUUAGUAUUUGAACCCCCAACCUAGCCGUUGCUAGCGCCAUGUUACCAAUUUGGCCAUACAGGAUGGAUGGAGGGAGGGGGGUCUAGGGGACUCCCCUCUGACCUUCUCCAAUGGGUUUUAAGAAGGAGAGAGGACGUGACGAGUAUGCAAUUGAGAUUCUCCCUAAGUUCUAAGGAACUGACCAGCCCUUAUCGAAGCAGAUUCGGCAUACUCUCCCAGCUGAGUCGGUCAACAAAGGAGCCAAAAUAAUCUAUUUUACAGACGGCCGCUGUUCAGAUCUCUUGUAACUUACCAGCAACAAUUUGGGAAAGAACAUCAACUUUUUGCACUUGAUUCAAAGCUACCUGCGCAGUCACUACUGCACUAGGAAUGACCUGUCGACCUCUGACCUGUCGACCUCUGACCUUGUUUCUGUGUCUAGCCAUGCUCCAGGAGGUGAUGGACAAGGCGGAAGGGGAAGACGGAGCCAAAGAGAAGAUUGAGCUGGAAGAGCUGAAGCUGCUGCUGCCUGACGUCGCUGAGAAGGUGGAGGACGCCAAGGAGAGCCAGAGUAUGGCAGGAUCAGCCUCUGUGGCCAUACAGCAGACCCUGGUGAGUCCCUGUGAGAUACUGGCUAGGAUCAGGGUUAUGUUCAUUAGUCACCAAACGGACUGAAACUGGGAGGAACAUGUCCAAUAAGAAAUUCUCCUUUUUAAUUUACUGUUGUAAAAUGUUUUGAUACAAUGUGUUCUAAUUAAUGACUUAUCUACUAAAUGUUUAUCACCAAGCACUGAACACUGCAAGGAACAAAUUCAGUCCACUUCUCAAUUGCUAAUGAGAAGAAAAGUUGACAUGAGGAUUCAGCCAGCUUGUUUAUGCCAUUGAUCUGUAGAUGUAUUCUCUUCCUUCGACUGAGCAUGUCUGAUCUCCUCCAGGCUGGAGCUUCUACUGCGUCAACAUUCCCAUCGUCGUCAGGAUUCUCCUCUUCCUCAUCAGCAUCUGCAGAAAACGGUGGACCUUCAUCUUCCUGUUCAUCAGCAUUUGGAACCAGUCGGGUAACUACCAUCUUCUACAUUUUUCUUGCACUUGGAAGGAAACCUUGUGCUAAUUCAAACAAAUGACUCGGAUGUCAUUCACUUCAGUAAGCAGGCUUGAUCUCAUGACCAAUUCCCUUGUCCUGUGUUUCAGAUCCCUGUCAGAUCUGCAGCCGAUGGUGCGUCCUCCUCCAAAUCUGCAUCUGACAUUUCCCACCUGGUCAGGAAAAAGGUGAGAUCCCUACCCGCUCCUACCAGUCCCAGUCUGGGGCAACAGGUGGCAGGGCUGCCAAUGUGCAGAUCAGGCUGAUCAUACCCUGGUCUAUACACCAUGCUGUACAUUACUGUGCUCUGCUUGUAGUAGACCCCUCCUUUGUCAAAUCAGUCCAUGCCCCCUUUCCUAGUAUGCUCAGGUUGCAUGACUUGCUUGCUUGCUCUUAGUUGCGAGGGUGACUCCUCUUUUAAUGGUGUUUGAUUACUUUGCUUUCCAUUCCAAUCUCCCCUUUUGUGGUUGAGCGUUAUGCAUGUCUAGGAGGUGUUUUGAUCGGGCUUGAAUUCUGAUGGUUGGUUGUGUGUGUGUAGUCGUGAUUGUGUAGUGGGGACUUGUGGUGUAGUGGCUUUUGUGAUUGUGUGGUAAUGUUAGAGUAGAUUGCAGUAGAGGUGAGGGAGGUAAUGUUGAGAAGUGACUUUGGUUUGUAUUCCUGAACAGAGGAAAACGGAGGAGAGCCCCGUAAAGGACACUGACGCUAAAAAGACCAAGCAGGAAACUACAGUUAAUGGCAGCGGCGACUCCGGCUCUGCCGGCAAUGGCGUCCAGGAGAAAGGGUCACAGGAGGCGAGUUGAUAGGCUUAACUCAUUCUCAGUAGGGUUAGGUGCAGCAGAGGAAGUUGGUAUUGGUGGCACCUUGGACAGUGUCGUUUUUUUUAUUUGAAUAGACUGGAGUGCUAUGACAUAUUUGACCAAGACUCAUACAGGGGGCAUAAAUCCUCAAACGGAUUAAUCUCUACAGUGGUAAUGGACCCCUGACAGGGAUGGCAGGUUUGUCUCUGUGGAUUAAAGCAGAGUCCAGGCAUUUAACAUUCUGAUCUACUUCUGCUGUC